AAAGCAUGACAUGGGACCUUUAAAGGGAUUUUAAAUUGCGCCCUGCUGCAUUCUGAAGUUGGUUCUGGCUUAAAGAAGACACAGAGGAGUAGAAAUCUGUUUAAUUCAGACAGCAUUCAGAAUCUGUUUUCACCAGACGUCAUUGAAGGGUAAAGUGAGGAGAAGCUUGAAGAGCAGCUGCUAAUACAAAAAUUAAAUCAUGACAUUUUGAGGGAAGAGUAACAAGCUGAAAACAUCUGACAUGCUGUAAUGCACCUCAUCAAACUAUUGACACAUCACAUUAGCAUCCAUUUGCAGUGAUGUUGAAUGAAUGUCAUAUUCUCUCUCAGCUCUGUUUUGGUCUUCAUACCUUGGCUUAGAAAAUAAAGAAAUUGUUGCUUUAUGAGUAACAAGGUUAUGUCCUUUCAUUGUGAUUUGAGUUAAAGUCUUGUUCCUGGAGAGUGAUGUGUGUGUGGUAGUACAAGUCAGAUGUGUCUAUCAGCGGAUGUUUCCGCUGAUACACACCUCAAACUCUUUGUUUUGGAAAUGUCUCUCCACCAGCUUCUGCGGGGGGUGACCAUAUCAAGCGGAGGGGUUCUGCCUCGCAUCCACCCAGAGCUGCUCUCCAAGAAGAGGGGGGGCCGGGUGAGGGUGGACAGCCAGGCGUCCGUCCCUGAGAAGCAGGAAGAACGCCCAAAGAGCAAGAAACCCGUCAAACCCCUCAAAAAGGUUAAAGGCAAACGAGGCCGCAAGCCAAAGAGCACAGAGAACGAGUCUGUACCAAACUCCACGGUGGAGGACGGUCCUGGAGACGGGUUCACCAUCCUGUCAGCAAAGAGCCUGUUCCUGGGACAGAAGCUGUCACUCACAGAGAGUGAAAUCAGUAAAAUCGGAACAAUCAAAGUGGAGGGGAUAAUCAACCCGACAAACGCAGAGAUGGACAUGAAAGACGGAGUGGGCACCGCCCUAGAGAAGGCUGGGGGCCGAGAGUUCCUGGACGGGGUCAAGGAGCUGCGCAAGGGACACGGGCCCCUGGAGGUGGCUUCAGGUACUGCACUCAUGGGACACUGCUGUGCAGUUGAGGCUUUUUUAAUGUAGAGAUAUAACCACACG
Messenger RNA from Notothenia coriiceps (black rockcod), 1092 nucleotides. Its product is annotated as core histone macro-H2A.2-like. NCBI's taxonomy places the organism in Eukaryota, Metazoa, Chordata, Actinopteri, Perciformes, Nototheniidae. The record is from RefSeq and is a predicted model, not a curated record. Gene Ontology annotation, molecular function: protein heterodimerization activity. Bases 469 to 1077 code for a protein of 202 amino acids. The transcript has 4 exons.